Molecule: messenger RNA, 3389 nt
Organism: Rhagoletis pomonella (apple maggot)
Lineage: Eukaryota; Metazoa; Arthropoda; Insecta; Diptera; Tephritidae
Gene: Sec8
Product: exocyst complex component 4
Exons: 10
Coding region: 1-3006 (1001 amino acids)
Biological process (GO): Golgi to plasma membrane transport; chemical synaptic transmission; exocytosis
Cellular component (GO): exocyst; growth cone membrane; synapse
Source: RefSeq, a predicted model, not a curated record
AUGAACGAGUCGCCACCAACAAAACCUCCGCGCGGUGUUAAAUAUGGAAAAGAUGAGGCCGGCUGCGGUUUCCUCGUCAACGUCAUCAAAUCGCUGGGCUUUAGCGAAACAACAGAGGAACGCCAGCAAGAGAAGCUUAAGAUCGAAAAAGAAUUCAAACGUUCCGAUCAGCGCCUGAACGAGUUGGUAUCGCGUCAUGAUCAGCAGUUGACACAAGUUUUGCCACUGUUCAGUCAAGUGUCAACAGAGAUAACAUCCAGUCGAGAACGCAUACAUGGCGUGAAAGAAAAUUUAGGUGCUUGUAAGCGUUUACUACAAUGCCGCAGGGAGGAGCUGAAAAAGAUGUGGACCGAUGCGGUGCAGCAUAAGUAUGUGCUGGAGAUGUUAGAGCAAAUCAACGAAUUGCGUAAAGUGCCUCAACGUGUUGUCAGCUAUACAGCGAAACGGCAAUAUUUGCAUGCAAGUAAAGCGCUCACCGAUGCGCUAGCAACUAUACAAGGUCCGCUUAGCGAUGUUGAAGGAUUGGCCGACUUGCGUGUAGACUUACAAUCGCGACGCCAACAACUUUAUCAACGAUUGCACGAAGAGCUCGUGACACAACUCUACAAAAACUCUGCCGCAGAAGCAUACACCACUUUUCAACGCAAUAAUUCCAGUCGCCUGAAUUCGAGCUUUACAAGGGGUAUUGGGGCGCGACGCUCCACAGAUCGCAUCGAAGCGAAUUCACGUGUGCGCAAGGCACUCAUGGAAAUGGCGCAAGGUUUUGAUCUAGAGAAGUCCGAGGUAAUUGAUGAUGCCGACUUGGUUGAUCCCGAAUUGAGUAUGACCUACUUUAUUUCAAUUAUCGUCGAAUGUUUCGGCAUGUUGGGUAAAGUGCCCGACUCAUUGGAGUUGUUGCGUGUACAAAUUCAAACACAACUAUUAGAGGUAGUGCGGCAGACAACGUAUCAAUUGAUUGCGCUGAAUUUGAAUGCAAAUGAACGCGAUAAUCCUUUACUAACAUUGCUCGAAGUUAUCUUCAAACAGUUCAAGGCGAUCGCUAAAACUCAUGCGCUGCUGUUGAAAAACUACUUGGCAGUGGGACAAAAGUACACAGUAGUUGGACCGCAGCCAUAUGAUCUUACAGACUUUUGGGCGCAAGCACAGUCGGUGCUACAAUUGCUGUUAACCGAUUAUUUGGAUAUACAAAAUGCUUCCGGGGAUGAUGCAACACAAUCGGCGUUUGCUGAGCCAACUAACAAUAUAAAUUCGUAUUUUCUGCGGCGCAAAGUACCAAGUUCUAAAAAGUCGCUUUUCAAAUUUGACAAGUCGUCGCAUAUACCACCACAACAGAGUGUCACGCCCACAAUUGCCGUUAGUGGCGGAAGCGGUGUUAAGGAACAUCGGCGAAAUGCCUCCGACGUCUCCACAGAUGAUAAUCUGACCACAACUGCGCUUGGUGGUGGCGGCAGUGGUAGUGGUAGCGGUAAUUUUGCGCACCCCAAACAACAACGCGACAAGGUGCUGAUCUGUAAAGCCGACCAGAAUGUGAUAACUAAAGUCUAUUUGCCACUAAUGGCCUAUAUACAAGAAAUCGAGGGCUUCAUGAAAUGCAAGCCGGGUCAGCCCUGCAGUUUACACGAUUUCAUCGACAAUUACAUUAAGGAUACGUUCCUAUCGAAAGGUCACAAUCGCAAUUUACAAUUAACCAUCGAAUCAUUAUCGAAAAAUCAGGAUGCUUGGCGCACGAUUAUCACUCCAGAAGAGAUGAAAGCCAUGGCUUUGUCACGUCCACUGCUGCAAUGUACAGCCAUGGUGGAGCGGCGCCUGCAAGAGACCAAAACCCUCAUUCAAGAGUUGCCGUGCUAUUCGGAUGAGUUGCUGAAAAUGGUGUGCGCCCUCCUAAAGACGUACCGUGAAAUAUCGCAGGCCGCCUAUAGAGGUGUUGUACAACCAGAUUCGGAGGACAAACGCAUCUACAGUGUGGCUUGGUUAAAGGAUGAAGACAUUAGCCGAUUUUUAAAAACACUUCCUAACUGGACUGAUCUGAAAUCCUCCAACCACAACCAACGUGUGAAGCAUGGUAAGAAGCUGCAGCGUAACAAUUUCGAACCUUCGGAAGAGGAGAGUCCAAUGCAAGUGCAGCAACGCAACAUACGCGAAGCUGAAAUGCUCACUAGCAACUUGGGUGAGGGUGGCAUUACGCAGCAGGAAAUUCUAGCGGAUAUAAGUGUUCUGAAGGAGCUCGCAGUGCUGCAGGAGAGCAUGGAGUGGUUCUCUGGACGUGUGUCGGAAUUCGCCAACGAGCUGCGGAAACCUUUGGUAAAUGGCCUUAAUGUCAUCACGUCCGAGUGUACGGCCACGCAUGCGGCAGCCAUCAAAGAUGGCACCAUUAAAGUGUUGACCAAUUUGGCACUCGAAUUCGAUGAACUUGCCAAUACGUGCCUGUUGGUGUUACACCUGGAGGUGCGCGUGCAAUGCUUCCACUAUUUGCGUUCGAAGCCAGCUACCAAAUCCAACAGUUUCAUGGGCGCCAAGGAUGAUGAUAUCCUCGAACCGGAUCGGCAAGUGCAGAUGCUAACCAAACGUUUGGCUGAAAUGGAUGAGGCAUUCAGUGCAACGCUGCAUCCACGCAAGACUAGGUAUAUUUUCGAAGGUUUGGCACAUUUGGCCGCGCGCAUACUCAUACAAGCUUCCAACUAUCUGGAAAACAUCGAUCAAGCGACCGUGCAACGCAUGUGCCGCAAUUCGCUAGCAUUACAGCAAACGCUGAGUAAUAUUACAGCAUCACGCGAAGUGGCGCUGGAUCAAGCGAAGAACUUUUAUGAACUGCUCUGCAUGGAACCGGAUGAUAUUCUUACGAACAUCGUUGAAAAAGGCGCUCAGUUCACUGAAAUGCAAUACCUUAAUGCACUGCAGUUGUCAUGUAAGGCGCGUGGCAUAACCGAAUCAAAUGUCCUGGCGUCAUAUCAACAAAGGUUAUCAGAUAUUCUAGGCGCAAAACCCUCCACUGGCAUUGUUGUUUAAUGCUGUUUUGCAUAAAGACAAGUACGGCGAUUGAAAAACUUGUAACUUUAGCGACACUCUUACUCUAGCAAUUAAGACUGUUCGUUUCGCUUAACGAAAUGUACUAAAAUAUUACAAAAAUUGAAAGCUUGUGCAACUUUGCUUCUGUUUUUUUUUUACAUAUAAGGCACAUAAGGACAUUAACACGAAAAGCAUUCAUACACAGCUCUACAUACAAACAAAUACAAAACAAUAGUUAAAUGCAUUAAAGUAUGAGUGUAACGCAUUGCCUGAAACAGUUGGGUUUAUUUUUAGCUAUUAUUAUAUAAAAUAUUGAUACUAUUACAAAGUGGAAAUUAUUAAUUACAAUAAACAAAGUUACAUAUAUACAUAUACAUUAAAUA